AUGACAGCACAAAAUAUCUCUCAAACCUUCACAGCCCCCUUCUACUUCUGCAGAGAUGGUCUAUGGGCCAACAUCUGUUACCAUGUGCAGCCCAUCCGCUGCACCAACAGCGCCCGCUGCGUGCCCAAGUACAAGGCAAUCAAGAAAUUCGUCAUCUGCAACAUCGUGGAAGCCGUGGCCGUCAGGGACAUCUCCGAGGCCAGAGUCUUCGACUCCUAUGUGCUGCCCAAACUGUACGUGAAGCUGCAUUACUGUGUGAGGUGCGCGAUCAGCAGCAAGGUAGUGAGGAAUCGGUCCCGUGAGGCACGAAAGGAUCGGACACCCCCACCCCGCUUCAGACCUGCUGGUGCUGCCCCCAGACCCCCUCCAAAGCCCAUGUAA
Vombatus ursinus (common wombat) is the source of this 381-nucleotide messenger RNA. Its product is annotated as 40S ribosomal protein S26-like. Gene Ontology annotation, cellular component: ribosome; cytosolic small ribosomal subunit. The transcript is spliced from 2 exons. The coding region runs from base 1 to 381 and encodes 126 amino acids. Gene Ontology annotation, molecular function: structural constituent of ribosome; mRNA binding. The record is from RefSeq and is a predicted model, not a curated record. Gene Ontology annotation, biological process: translation. NCBI's taxonomy places the organism in Eukaryota, Metazoa, Chordata, Mammalia, Diprotodontia, Vombatidae.